This is a messenger RNA of Wyeomyia smithii (pitcher-plant mosquito), 3861 nucleotides long. Its product is annotated as UDP-glycosyltransferase UGT5-like. The record is from RefSeq and is a predicted model, not a curated record. The coding region runs from base 1380 to 2945 and encodes 521 amino acids. NCBI's taxonomy places the organism in Eukaryota, Metazoa, Arthropoda, Insecta, Diptera, Culicidae. The transcript is spliced from 3 exons. Gene Ontology annotation, molecular function: UDP-glycosyltransferase activity.
AAUAAAACAUUAUUUUCUCAUGAACUCUUGAGCUACACAACAAAUAUUUUUCAAACCAGUCGCUUUUGAAGUGUUGGCUUACAUCACAACAGAAGAUGGAUGCACUUUCUAAAUUCCCCCUACAAGAGAUGAUAUAUAACAUGCUGUUGCAUCUUUAACCUAGAAGUAAAAUUAGAAUUUAAUAAACAUGUUUUUGCCAAGUUCAAGGCCAUCAAAUACUGGCGGUUUCAGUUUAAUUAAAUCAUCAUGAAGGAGAGAAAUAAUUGAUCUUCUUUCUCGCCAAUGAUUUCCUCAUACGGGACAAUUAAAAUGUCACAAAACUUCCACAUGAAUCAUUCAUUCGCCGCAACAGAAGCGAUAAAACAUACGUUUUAUUUGGUCAAAGAAGUGCAAGAUUUUUAAUAUACUCAUCAAACUUUUCGCCCAGUAAACAUACGGUAAACAGUCCCGCAGCUCGUAAUAAAUCACCACUCACUCGUGGCAUCGUAUUUACUACCCAAGAGCACGGAGCCGUCGGGGAUGUCCCGGCGUUGCAUCUGAGACUUAACACUCGGGUGAUUAUUUACCCGGUUUCUUAUUAUUAAAUCAUACCACUUUCACACAGUGCCAACGAUGAACCCGGGACACCCGUACACGAGGAGUGAGAUUUGUUUGGGGCUAUAAAUCACAUGUCCGACAGUAAAGGCCAAUUUCGCCGCAUUAAAGAAGCAUCAUAUAACACUUUAGAACACAACUCUCGAAAUAACGAGUCACCACCAGAGCGACCGAGGUGUUGAUGGUGAUGUUGAUGAUGAUGAUCAGGAUGACGAUGUAUUAUUAUUAUAGGUACCAGUGCCAAUAAAAGCAACUUUCGCAUUAGUUUGAAUGAAGUAACUUUUCAACUGAGAAAACCCAAAUAAACUGAUAAAAGAGUUUCGCAACCUGUUUGAGUCCAACCAUUUGGGUAGAUUCCAUCCCACUGCCUCCCACUGUGUUUUAUUGUGUUUAUUAAAUUUGCUACACUUUGAUGAACGUGACGCGACGCAGGUUCUACCGCACCGACAGCGAUGAGCCGCUUGAGCAUUGACACUGACAGCGAAUGUCUAAGCACCCAGCAGCAGCAAGCAGAUAACAAUUUAAAUCAAUGAACUACACAGCGGCGGGUCUGCGCAACGCAUAAAGGUAGAAGCGGGCGCACCGUAUGCAACGAUGGGAACGCACGGUGGCCGACGAUGGCGGUCAAUUGAGAUUUAUUUUUGUAUCGUUGUUUUUUUAUUUAUUUAUAUACGUAUACACACAUUUGUUUGCCUGCUGAUUCGGGCGAAUCAGGAAUGCUGACAAAACAUGCCAGUCUGCGGCAGUCUCGUGCCGGUUUCUGAAGAAAACUGUUUCUGUGCAUUAUGUGGAUCAUGCUAAUGCUCCCUGUGGUGGUUGUUUUUAUCGGUCAGCUGCUAGCGGGCUGCCGGAGUGCGAAUGUUCUCUACAUCAGCGGUGUCGCAUCGCCGAGUCAUUUUUUGUGGAGUCAACGACUUUUCGAGCAUCUAGCCCGUCUCGGACACAAUAUGACGGUUGUGAAUUUAUACAAGCACGGAUUAGUGAGAGAUGUGCAUCUGAUAAAACUGGAUGGAGUUGCUGAAGCGCUCGCUGCGGAGGAGGAAGACUACAUAGAAUUCGGUCAGAUGAAUUCCUUCGAAACCCUGAUGUCAUUUUCGGAACUAGAACUUUUCGUUUGUGAACUCUCUAUCAAGAGUGAAGGUUUCAAAACACUUUUCAGUUAUCCGAAAGAAUUUCAGUUCGAUCUGGUCGUUCAUGACCAUUUGGCGGGACCAUGCUUGUUAGUUCUUUUAACUCGAUUCGAUAACCCACCUUUAGUGAUGGCAUCUGCGUUUAAUGGGUUAUCCACUACCGUGUCAGCUUUGGGAUCUCCAAUGUUCCCAGGAUUUAUUCCGAAUCAAGUUAACGAUGUUGAUUCUCCCAUGAGCUUCUUCCAAAGAAGCUAUAAUUUUUUACUCUUCGCUUGGGAAAUUGCCUCAAAAGCAUUUAUUUAUAAACCACAGCUGGAUGAACUUAUCAAAUCGCAACUUAACCUAACUCAUUCCACUGCUUCGCUUGAGAGACAAACCCUUCUGGUGAUUCUGAAUUCUAAUCCUGUCCUGGAACGCGCUGAGCCUAAACUUCCGAACGUGGUUCAAGCAGGCGGUUUACACAUUAUGCCCCCGAAAAAUCUUCCAGCGCACAUUUUAAACGCCAUUAAUGGUUCAUCCAAUGGCGCAAUUUUUUUCUCCCUUGGAACAAACGCUCGCAGCGAUCAUCUGAGUAACACUAUCCUAUGUAACAUUAUUACUGCCAUGGAACGUUUGCCAUCGCUACUCUUUUUGUGGAAAGUUGAACAUGAAGAUAGGCUCCCGAUGAAAUUACCGGGAAACGUUCUUACCGCUCCUUGGUUUCCCCAAAACGAUCUCCUGGCUCAUUCGAAGCUGCGACUUUUCAUCACCCACGGAGGAUUGCUCAGUGAGCAGGAAGCAGCCUGGCACGGUGUUCCCAUGCUAGGAUUGCCUAUCUACGCCGACCAGUUCGACAAUGUAAACCAGAUGGUCAGGAAAGGAGUUGCGCGACGUCUGGAAAUCAGAGCUUUGUCCGCUCAGCAAAUGGUAGAUUGUAUCGAAGAUUUACUCACCAAUGAAAGCUACAAAAACAACGCCGCUAGACUAUCAAAGCUAUUGCAAGAUCAGAAGGAGCAUCCGCUGGAGCUUGCAGCUUGGUCCAUCGAGUGGGUACUUCGGAACGUCAAUAGUAGCGAGCUGUGGAACCGUUCGCUGCAUCAGUACGGCUUUUUCGAAAAACAUUCCUUUGAUGUUGUGAUAUUUUUCGCCUUCGGGAGCUCAGCCGUCGUUUUGCUGCUUGUGCUACUGUUGUAUAAAAUAUUGUUAUUAAGAGAAGCUUUCAGUAAAAUGAAGACCGACUAAAUUCAAUAAAAAGUUUAUCGCAUUUUGAUUAUUAAAAUAACAUGUUUCUUUUAAAUGGUGACCAAUACUGUCAAAGUUAAUCACUUACUCUCAAAAUUAUGGCACUGAAAGUCAUAAAUCGAUGAAUUUGCAAUACCGCUCAAGAUCUCCACAAUUGAAAGUAGCUUACAAAAGCUCUUCGAGUUGCAAACCUUCACUCAGUUCUACCACUCGAACGCGACCAGUCGGUAUAAGAAAAAUUACCUCAAUAAAAUUCAAAUUACCGAUCGCUUUCGUCGACAUAUAAUAUUGCUAAGCAAAAACUACUAUUAAUACUAUACAUGGCCAUUUGCCAUUCCGCUAUUAAUAACGCUUUUUCUAUUCCUUUUUUCUGUUUUUUUUCCUCUGCUGUGCGAAAUGAGUAACGCAAAACUAGAUCCAGAAACUGGUGUCGGUUGAGUCGAAACGCCGCUCGCAGCUGUCGGCAGUGCAUUUCAUUUAGAAACCAACUAUUUCAGUCUCAAAUCAAAUUAAUUAAUCUAAUCAUUCUUGGUCGCUGUACAUGCGCGAAUGCAAAAUUAAUCAUUAUUCAAUAACAGAACGAAUGACGCAAAAAAUAAUAUUUAAAGCUUACCGACACAAAUUGCCGCUUCCUGCUGCCGCCCGCCUCCCCGGUAGGCAUCACCAAAUCAGGCUGAACAAAGUGUGAAAAUACCCGAUGUUGUGACAGUUUUCAUUUUCUCCAAGUGCAAUAAAUUUUAUCGCGUGAACAUUGUCAGCCAUGUUUUCUCACCAGACUCGGAAUAACAUGCGUUCACUGAAUGCAUUUCAGGUGAUAGCUCGGUUACAACAACCAAUGCACAUUUGUACCAGUUGGAAUUGGAGCUCCCUAAUGGAGUCCGGCAUGCACAAGUGAUAAUAAUUCAUUCAACCGGUA